This is a messenger RNA of Bombyx mandarina (wild silkworm), 1229 nucleotides long. RefSeq names its product WD repeat domain phosphoinositide-interacting protein 4. The record is from RefSeq and is a predicted model, not a curated record. Gene Ontology annotation, molecular function: protein binding. NCBI's taxonomy places the organism in Eukaryota, Metazoa, Arthropoda, Insecta, Lepidoptera, Bombycidae.
UCAAAUCAGCUGUGUACCACACACAGGGAGCAUGUAACAAUAAUAAAUGUGCGUAUUAAAUUAUUGAAGUGAAAAUGUCCAAAGUGAAAAUAUUCAAAAUAUCAAAUCAAUGUUUAUGAUAAUUUCACGGCGUCGAAGACAUGGCGCGCCGGAAGAGCAGUGGCAUAACGAGCUUGAGUUUCAAUCAGGACCAAGGCUGUUUCACAUGCUGUCUGAAGACUGGCCUGCGUGUCUAUAAUGUGGAGCCCCUGGUCGAGAAGGCGCAUUACAGCAAAGAGGAGCUGGGCGAGGUGUCCCUAUGCGAGAUGGUGUUCCGCACCAACUGGCUGCUCGUGGUGAAAGCUCGGAAGCCGUACAGCCUCCUCCUGCUGGACGACCAGCAACGUGCCUUCAAGGCUGAGGUGGUCUUCAAGUCGCCGAUACGAGCGCUGCGGGCCAGGAAGGAUAAGGUGGCCGUUGUCCUGACGUCCAGCGUGCAGGUGCUGGCGUUGCCGACGUUCCAGCGGGUCGCGUUGCUGCGGACGCCGUCCUCCGCGAGGCCGCUGUGCGCCAUCGCCACGGAACCCAACGCGACGCAGAUACUGGCCGCGCCCGCGCACCGCACCGGAUCCCUGCAGUUGCUCGACGUGUCGAGCGUGCACCGCGACGGCGGCUCCAGCGCGCCUAGCGUGGUGCGCUGCCACCGCUCGGCGCUGGUGUGCGUGUGCGUCAGCGGGAGCGGCACCCGGCUCGCCACGGCGUCCGCGCGCGGCACCCUGGUCCGCCUCUGGGACGCCGUCUCCAGGCAGCUGCUGCACGAGCUCAGGCGGGGCUCCGACUACGCCGACGUCUACUGUAUAAGUCUGAGCGCUCAGGGCGGACGCGCGGUGUGCGUGUCGGACAAGGGCACGGUGCACGUGUGGGCGCGCGGGACGCACGUGGCCGCCGCGCGGGCGCCGCCCGACACGCGCGCCCUCUGCGCCCUCACCGACGACGACAGCGCUGUCGUAGUGAUAUGCGAAGACGGUACCUUCCACAAGUUCACGUUUGCAGCGGAAGGAAACUGUCAUCGGUCCGACUUUGAAUAUUUCUUGCAGGUUGGAGACGACGACGAAUUCCUACAAUGAUGACUGCUGUACAAUAAAAUUCACUUUAUGCGAACUUUAACAGUGUUACAAGGGAAUUAAAAAAGAAAUAUACAAAAACACAAAAAAAAAACAAUCGUAUGAAAUGUGAUCGUAAUAAAUAAA